UGCAAUCUAAACCUCAGGCUUAUUUCUCGUGUUAAACGCAUGUUUUAUUUUAUCUUAAUUGUGCAGGAUUUUAACGCGUACGGAUCAACCUACAUUUUGAAGUGCCAGCGCGUGUGACACGUUACAAAAGUGGACAAUAUUUCGCACACUUCCCCAAUAGCAAGAACAAAGAACAUUUUAUUUUGCGAAUAAAUUUAGCACUUAGCCGACGCACCAGCCUGUUGAUCUACACGUGUCGUGUACAUACGUGAAACCGAGAGGAUGCGAGCGUUCGACGCGCGCGUAUAAUAAAAAUCGAAUGCAAAAAUGAUUAAAAGGAACGGUGAUAAUGUAUUUGCGAUCGCGUCGAGCAACAAUCAGUGUCAGAGCCCGAGGAGCGCUGUCUCGCUCUGCCCUGCCGGCGCGGCCACGAGGAUUCCGCGAGCCACUACCGUCAGGAUGACGCCGCCUGACGCGCAGCAAAACACCAAGGAGGCCAGCAUAGCACUUUCAAUAUACGUGGAAAAAUGGAAAAAUAAAUAUGAAGAAUCCGAGAGGAAACACAAGUCAAAUCUCCUCAAAUCAGAAAAAGCAAAACGUGAAUAUGACGACCUCCAACGAAGGUACAACAUCACAUUCGAGGAGCGUAACCAUCUCGAGUCUGAACUGCGGGAGAGAGAAAGGGAGCUGAACAAACUGCGCAAUGUAUCUGAGAAACUUUUCAAAGAAUACCAACAGUUGAAGAACCAGCAUGAGGUCGACGCGGGGGUCAUGCAUAAGGUUAUGCAGCAGGCUGGAGAAUGGUACAAACAGAACAAACAGCUGAAGAGACGUAGCACGGCCAUACUACAAGCACUGCCGGCGAAGGCUGUUGAAAUUGACCUCACUGACUCCUCUGAAGCUGACGCAGCUUCAGACAGCAGCGCCAAUGAGGAGGUGGAAUUCCUGAAGCAGACUGUCUCCGAGCUCAGCCGGCAGGUGGCUGAGUUGCAGACUGAGCUGAACUCUGUCAAACUGCAGGAGUUCGAGGCUCAGGAGCUCAACGUGGCUUUAGGACAGGAACUCGAAGCGGAGAAAGAGAGAUGUUCAGCGCAAGAGAGGGAGUUGGAGGAGUUGAGGGUUCAGAUGGAGAGGCAUAACCGCGUGUCCAAGAUGCUCAUGGAGGAGGUCACGGCGCUGAAAGACAACGCCGACAGAGACAGGGAGAUGGCCGAGACUUACAAAUCGGAAGCCAGAGACGCCAAGAAGCGCGUGCGCGUGCUCACCCACCAGAGCACGCUGCUGCUGGAGGACCUGGAGCCGGGCGGGCGGCCGGCGCGGCUGCUGGCCGAGGUGGACAGCCUGAGGCUGGCGCUCGAGAGCCAGGCGCUGAGGCACGCCGACCAGCUGCAAGAGUUGCAGCUAAAACUAGCUGAAAAACACGAAGACACCGACAUUCUCCUCUGGGAGGAGAAGAUCCGCCUCGCUGAGGAGGACGCGAGGCGGGCGACGGAGAGGGCGGAGGCGGCCGAGGGGAGGCUGGCCGAGCUGGAGCUGGGCAGGCCGAGGAGGGGGAACCUCAUGUCCAGGAUACAUUACUUCGAGAACGGCGGAGAGGGGAAGAGAGAUGACAAGAUUGUAGAGGAAGCCCAACCGGCACCGACUCCCAAACCUCCCUCCCCUCCACCUACCCCUCCCCCAAGCAUCCCUCCCCCGCCCCCGCCCCCCAGCAGCGUCCCCCCGCCUCCCCCUCCCCCACCACCUCCUCCUCCUCCCCCGGCGGUGUUCGCGUCGUCGUGUGAGGAGGAUUUGAGCAAAAUGUUGGCGGGAAAACAAGGGACGCUGAAGAGAGCUAAACAACAGAGUGAAGCCGGCGGCGCAAUUGACGCCAUUGUGGAUCAGAUAAAAGGCGGUAAAUUCCAACUGAAGUCCCGCGAGCAAACCCUGGAGAAGAAGCCUAAAGAGGAGCAGCCGGAGGCCGUGAAGGAAAUGCUGGCGAUCCUCGGCACCCUCAGGAAGAGGAGGACCAGCGUCAGAGUGGGGGAAUCUUGACUUUAGGGUGAAUAUGAACAGGUUUCGUGGCCGUGUGGUUUAGGUCACCAAUAAAUAAAAUAAAAAAUAAGUGAUAUAUUUAUAGAUAUUUAUAAAUAAUCAUGCAAUAAAACCACAGGAUAGCUUGGACACGAAUCCAUAUAUUUUCAAGAUGCGCGCGCAUGGGACGCCGCGCCACAGAUAAACAAGAACAUAACAAGAAAGAGUUUGUAUAACAUUUCAAACUAUGUCGUUAAAGACAAUUAAGGGAUAGGCUUAUAAACUUUGGAUUUUUUAGGCGAUGGGCUAGCAACUUGUCACUAUUAUAUACAACCACACAUACAUAUAAUCACGUCUAUAUCCCUUACGAGGUAGACAGAGCCAACAGUAUUGAUAGGCCACGGUCAACUUUUUGGUUUGAU
Molecule: messenger RNA, 2411 nt
Organism: Amyelois transitella
Lineage: Eukaryota; Metazoa; Arthropoda; Insecta; Lepidoptera; Pyralidae
Product: shootin-1
Exons: 9
Coding region: 307-2010 (567 amino acids)
Source: RefSeq, a predicted model, not a curated record